Molecule: messenger RNA, 1020 nt
Organism: Trypanosoma cruzi
Lineage: Eukaryota; Euglenozoa; Kinetoplastea; Trypanosomatida; Trypanosomatidae
Product: nucleolar RNA-binding protein, putative
Exons: 1
Coding region: 1-1020 (339 amino acids)
Source: RefSeq, a predicted model, not a curated record
AUGAUGGAGGGAUUUUACGGCGUUGAAGUUGCUUCUGGGCAGCAGGUGAAGCCGAAGAUUCCCGAGGAACACGCCCUCCGCCUGACGCAGCUUGCUCUUCCCGCCAAUGCCAGUGCUGCGAUUUCGCUCAUUGUUUCCUUUCAGGGGAAGCAGUUCACAAUCGCCACGCUUGACCCCAAGAAGAACCUCUUUCAGAUGAGUACCGAUCUUGUCUUUACGGAGCCCACGACGCUGACCGCGACAGGGGCGGGCUGUGUGCAUGUGACUGGAUACAUUCAGCCGGUCGGCAACGACAUGGACAGCUUUGACGGCCAAGACCUCAGCGACGAUAUGGACGAAGACGACGACGACAAUGACGACGAGGAUGUGGCUCAGAGGAAGAGGAAAACCGCGAAUGCCGCCCAUGCCGACGACGACGAACUCGAUGAGGAUGAUGACGACGACGAAGAGGACGAAGAAGAUGAUGACGACGAUGAGGAAGUUGAUGACGAUGAGGAGGAAUGCGAGCAGCCCACCAAGACAAGAAAUGGCAGGACCGCUGCCCACCCCGAUGAUGACGACGAAGAGGACGAAGAAGAUGAUGACGACGAUGAGGAAGUUGAUGACGAUGAGGAGGAAUACGAGCAGCCCACCAAGAUACAGCGCACCGAACAGGCUGGAUUCCGCGGUGGGAACCGCGGUGGCUUCCAUGGUGGACGCGGCGGUGAUCGUGGUGGCUUCCGUGGUGGACGCGGCGGUGAUCGUGGUGGCUUCCAUGGUGGACGCGGCGGUGAUCGUGGUGGCUUCCGUGGUGGACGCGGCGGUGAUCGUGGUGGCUUCCGUGGUGGACGCGGCGGUGAUCGUGGCGGCUUCCGUGGUGGACGCGGCGGUGAUCGUGGUGGCUUCCGUGGUGGACGCGGCGGUGAUCGUGGUGGCUUCCAUGGUGGACGCGGCGGUGAUCGUGGCGGCUUCCGUGGUGGACGCGGCGGUGAUCGUGGUGGCUUCCGUGGUGGUCGCGGUGGCAACCGCGGUCGGCGUUAA